This is a messenger RNA of Pelobates cultripes (western spadefoot toad), 166 nucleotides long. The record is from the annotation of a GenBank genome assembly. NCBI's taxonomy places the organism in Eukaryota, Metazoa, Chordata, Amphibia, Anura, Pelobatidae.
AUGCCUAUGGAAGUGAGGGAUGGGGGAGACAGCCUACAUGAAGAGUCAGCAAGGAGCACAAAAGGUAAAGUAAGAAAAGGAGAAGGAACAGAAAUGAGCAGGAAGGGACAUCAAGGAGCAGAAAGGGGCAGCAAGGAGCUGGAAGGGGCAGCAAGGAGCACAAAAG